This is a messenger RNA of Oncorhynchus keta (chum salmon), 3902 nucleotides long. RefSeq names its product homeobox protein Hox-D4a-like. Gene Ontology annotation, biological process: embryonic skeletal system morphogenesis; regulation of transcription by RNA polymerase II; anterior/posterior pattern specification. Bases 1020 to 1730 code for a protein of 236 amino acids. The record is from RefSeq and is a predicted model, not a curated record. Gene Ontology annotation, cellular component: nucleus. Gene Ontology annotation, molecular function: DNA-binding transcription factor activity, RNA polymerase II-specific; RNA polymerase II cis-regulatory region sequence-specific DNA binding. NCBI's taxonomy places the organism in Eukaryota, Metazoa, Chordata, Actinopteri, Salmoniformes, Salmonidae. The transcript has 2 exons.
AAAGCUCUUCGUUUAAUUGCUGCAUUGUGUCAUUUUGGGGUGAUUUAAAAUGAUAUAUGAUAUUGUAAUACCAUUGUGUGCGAGUACAUUUUUUAGUUAUAUGCACUUACAGUGUCACGUGUCAUUUCAUUUGUUGAUUUGAUUUGAUAAUAUAAGAAACCUUUGCAGGUGUCGCUUUUUGGCCAGUACACCUAUCAUUAAAGCCAAACAGUGAACAGAAACCGCGUAUUAAAAAAGCUAUCAUACCAGACUGAAAUCUAAACAAUUUCGAACAUGGCUUCAAGGUAAUUCAUUUUUUAUUUUUUUUAAAAACAUUUACAUUUCAAUCAUUUAAUUAUUGAUAGUUUGGCAUUGGUUCGUUGCCACGAGGCUCUUUCAGUAGUUAUGAAAGGGAUAGGGUAGAUGAAAUGAUGAGAUUCUUGUAACUUUUGCAUGACCCUUUCUUGACAAAGACAGUCCCCAUCAAUUGUCCCCAGGCUUUAUCCCCCCUCUUUUUGAGCCCGGGAGACGUUUUGUAUCUUUUGUUUGUUUAUCUGUCAGACUCACUGGCUUUAGUUUGAUUUAGUAUUGUAGAAGUUGAAGCAUGUUAACCAUAGUAUUGCACAAAACCAUCUAAAUGUCCGUAUAUACACAGACAUUGUAUUUAUUCCAUUCAGAUGAUUUCCCAUUGACGGUUAGAUGAUCAUGAUUGAUAUUCAGAUAUUGACAUUAACUAUUUAAAAUGUUACAUAUAACAUCUUAUUUUUCAAUAUGGGGCUCACAUUGUCAAUCCUUCAUUGAAAUUGGUUAAAUAUUUGGUUUUAUUCAACAUAAUUUAGAUGUUUUGAAGUUAGUGGAAAUUGCUGCUAUUGGUGUGUAUAUGUAGACCCUACCCGUUAAUGAAAUAGCUUUACCUCCAUUGGCCCUAUCUGGUCACAUGGUUCUCUAACUUUAUUCAGUUGACAGCAAAUAGGAGGGCUUUAUGGUGGUGGAAAAAAGACAACUCGAGAAAACAUUGUAAUUUCUACCUUCAUAAAUUAAUGGCCAUGAGUUCGUAUAUGCUGAACUCUAAGUAUGUGGACCCACAAUUUCCCCCUUGUGAGGAAUAUUCGCAAAAUAGCUAUCUACAUGAGCAGGGAAGAGGCUACUACGGUCCUUCGCAGGACCCAGAUUUGCAGCAUCCAGGAAUCUAUCCACGGUCAAACUACCCCGAGCAGCCCUUCAGCUGUACCACUGUGCAUGGUCCUACAGUAGAGCCACGGGGUCAUGUGCAGGGGCGAGACAGCCACCCUGGCACGUUUACCGCACAGACCGAACCGUGUACCCCGGUCCAAGUGACUGGACCCCGGACGUGUGGUCAGCAACAAAACACAAAGAAUCAAAACGGGAUACAAGCCAAGCAGCCUGCAGUAGUUUACCCCUGGAUGAAGAAAGUCCACGUAACUACGGUAAACCCGGAUUACACAGGACCUGAACCCAAACGGUCUCGGACAGCUUAUACAAGACAGCAGGUUUUGGAACUGGAAAAAGAAUUUCAUUUUAACAGGUAUCUGACCAGGCGGCGUCGCAUAGAGAUUGCCCAUAUACUCGUUCUCUCCGAGCGUCAGAUCAAAAUCUGGUUUCAAAACAGAAGAAUGAAAUGGAAAAAAGACCACAAACUACCGAACACAAAGGGAAGAGCUGCUUCUACUUCCGGCCAACAGUUACCAAGUAUCCAGAAGGAUAACCAGACUGAUGUCACAACUUUCUAAGAUGGGAAAACUUUGACCGUUCAAUUAAUUGUAUAUAACAUCCGAUAUUAUACAAUUGACAUUGCAUGGUCUCAAAACAUGACAUUUUGGUCAUUGUGAUGUAACGUACAAUAGUUAUAAAAUGUCAGUUACAAUCAGAAGGACCCUCGUUGUGUUGGCUCAUUGAACUGAGUCAAUUUCCAACGUUGUAACUGAACUGAGAAGCGUUUCAUCACUACAUGCUUAACAUGCUUCGAGGAGGUAUUGCAGAUCGAAAUACAUUUUAUUAGAGAUGUUUUCUGAUUAUACUCUUCUCGCUGAUUCUAUAAUGUCACUCUUCUUCCCACGUGCACCACAAAAGUCAGAGUAAGGCAUGAACAUGUAUAUAUUUAUUUAAAAAAAUAAAAAAUACGUAAAAUGAUGUGAAGCUUUUGUACACACUUUAAUUAGAAAUUGUGUUGUGAUGAAAUCGAACUAUUAAGAUAAAUAAUAUUUGAUUCAUAUGAUUGCUAAAAAAAAGAAAAGGUAAUUGCUGCAUCAGUUGAUCUAUACAUUAUUUUCAGACAAGUGACAAUAUUUGUUACUUUAAUAUAGGCUAGCUUAAAGAAACUAUUGAACUCGUAUUUAUGGGCGCUAACCGGUUGAAUUAUUUUGUUUAAUUAACGUUUUAAAAAAAAAACUUUUAUACAAUAAAGCUUUUAAAAUGGCGUUAAAUUCUAUUGAGAAACAAGACAUUCCAGUGUGCAUACUCUUCCCAGGGCCCGUAUUCAGUUAUAAAUCUCUCUGGACAUCUUUGUAAACAGUGUACAUUUAAAGCGGGUCUCACACAUCUGAAACUCUAUCAUGACUUUGUCUUGUUCUUUGCAUCGAAUGUAUAUUUAUUUAGAUGCUUCACUAUUUUCUAUUUUGAUCAAAAUCGAACAGAACAUUAUUAAUAGUAUAUAUUCAAUGUUAAGCACGUUGAGGGAUAUAAAUACGUGUAACAACCCUAUGUUUCCCCUAUUCUUAUUCAACAACAAUUUGUAAUAUAGAGUGUUUUACAUUUCUUUAUGAUUAUUUAUUUAAUUAAAUAGUUGUACAUUUCCUUAUUAAAACCCACAACAGUUCGAAACAUAGUUGAGCAACGAACGUUUUAUUGUAUGCAAUCUGUUUACAACUGUUAUGGAUUAUUAGCAAUGAAUGAUCUCACAUUUUCUUAUGCAGUGUUGAAAUGCAGUAUUAAAAUGUUUACUCUGGCAUUGAUUUAAACCAAACCUAGCCACACAGGCAUUCAUGUCAUGUCUCAAGACAGAUAUUCUUAUUGUUCCUAUCAUUGUCCUCGUGACAAAAAGCGAAGACGGCUUGCAUUGCGAAGAGGUCUUCCCUCUGAAGAGUCUUCACGACGAGAAGUUGAAAAGGUAUUUCAACUGAAGUUCGACAAAAGCUCCAGAGGCAGGUUCACCCAGAGGACAGUGUUUCUAUAGCCUUAGACACAUUUCAGCCGCGAGGAGUGACCUCUGAACCCUGAACCCGUUGGACCUAUAGUCUACUUCUCUCACUGGCGCUAUUCGCAUGGAGUUUAAAUACAUUUUGUACUUUAGUAUUAGAUAUGGAACGCUUAUAUAACCUGGUUAAACAUGCCACGUUUUAAAGCCUAUAUUUAUUCUGCCAGAUGUAACUCAAAUGGUACUGGUUGCAUGUCACGCCGUGUUAAUAUGCAAUCCUGGCUGACCUUUUUUGUGUUUCCGCUUUUUUUUGUCUGUAUAUAUACAUGCGAAACUUUUUAAUGGGAAAAUAGAUUGUUCCAUGAUAUGCAUUGUGGUGGCACAGAGCACUCACACUUGUCAAUAUAUUUCUGUAUCAAGUAUUCCGAGGUUCAUGCUUUACAAAAAUGCCUGUCAUUGCCAUCAAUGCUUGAUUUACACAAAGGUUGACACAUCUCACAGAUUGAGAUAUUUAUUUUUACCCUUAUUGUGCUUGUUUGAGAGAAGAAGAAAAUAAUAUGGCAUUGUUGGAUGACAAUGUGACUAAGUUCAGUUUUAUAGCAAGAAUCAUCAAAUGUCCCCUUAACCACACCAAUGUUAGUCAGUGCCAUAGAUUUCGGGAAUUUGAAUGUGGUCCUAUCCAAACCAGUCAAGGAACCGUUAGCAAAAUCGUAGGCUCAGUGUGAUUAUAUUUGUGACCAUGCUUGGAUUAAAACCUGUAUAACUUGAA